UGUCUGGGAUUUUAGCAGUGAUGUCUGUGACACCUUGCUGUGACAGCAGGCAAGCUGAAUAAAAACAACAACAAAAACCCGAGAAUCACAGUCAGACAGUCAGCCACAGGUCCACCACAUCCCAAUGACCGUCAUCUGAAAAGCGGCGUCCGACCGACAGCGUUAUUAUUCCACCGACUCACCUAGAGCGGCUGCGGGGUGACACCGUGUUUAAGAAGGUUGACAUGCAGCAAAAGUUGUGCACGCGCAACACAACCUUAUUCGUGGAAAACGGCCAGGCUUGUGGUGCAGGGGCUCCAUCUCCACCCCCGUUCCGAUGCCCUCAGUGUGGAGAGCAUGAGCGCUUCCACAGCCUGGCUGCGUUGCGGGCCCACCUCGACUACAACCACACAUACGAUCCAAGGCACAACCUUAGCCUCCCUGCCAGCAGGGGGUACUUACGCUCUGACAGCAAGAAAGCCACUGCUGAGACCCAGACAACAAAGGACGAAGGCACUGACGCACGUUCGCACCAGUUCCCAUUCAGCUCUGAGCCCCUUCCACAUGACCAGACUGCAGACGCAUGCCCAGAACAGCCUACUUCCCCAAAGAAGAGUGCUGCUGGUGGGGAGUUGUCCAUUGGCACCAAGCUCCUCUCUGCUCCAGUGCCCUCAGUGGGGCAGAGGCUGGAGGGCAUGAUGAGGACAGCCAGCAGCAGCAUGGAGCGACGUCUGCUCCGGCUCAGCUCGGAACUAGCCCACACUGACACAGCACUUCUGUGUGAGCGUGCACACUCACACCACUUGGCCCAAGAGCGGCAGGAAGUGCUGGAGCGGGAGCAAGCUCUCAGCAGACAGGUGAACGCCGCCGUCAUGGUUAUCGCUACGCUGCGCCAGCAGCUCAGCGUGUCCGAGCAUGAGCUGGAACGGAGGGAACAGGAAGUGCUUGCUAUUCAGAAAUUUCUGGAAGCAGCAGCACAGCAUGAGAUGUGUGGGAAAGUCCGUUUGCGGCGGUUCAUCGAGGGCCUCCUACGACGCAUUGCCCUUGCUGAAAGGCUGCUGGAGUAUUACCAGAACACUCCCCAUGAGCACUACUGUACAGCCCACAUGGUGACUCCUUUAGCUGAGACAGGCCCCCCAAAAAUAACCAAAAGCAGGUCGACAGGAGAGCAACUAGUCCAUGAUGAGGAACCCUCACAUGGGCAUCAGGCUGGGUGGGGAGCAUCCCGGGCUUCUGGGGAGAGACGGGGCCAUCAUGGCUGGGUCCAGGGCAGGAGGUCAGAUAGUUAUGAGGUUUAGAUAUCUGGCUUGAGCCUUUCACUGAAUGUACUGUAUAUGUUUGAAAUGUAGUGAAUUGAAAUUGUAUUUUAAGCAAAUAUAUAGACAAAAGCAGAAUUAAAGAAUAUAUAACAUUCCUGGGGGGAAAAAAAUCUGACUCGGAUCUCCUUCUGAGAGAUCCUUUUCAGCAAAAUAUGGAAAGGCAGUUCAUCUUGCUAUCACUAUUAAUCUUAUCUGCUUGGAAUAUUGUUUAGGUCACGGUCCUGUCGGACUCAGCUGUGUCUAGUGAUGGCAUGUUACUGUUCUGAUAAUCAGAAAACUCACCCUGUGGAAUGCCUUUACACUCCUUCUGUAGUGCUGUGAAGGCGCUAGCAUACUGCUGACAUUUUGAACAUAUGGUGAGACUGCCCUUU
This is a messenger RNA of Neoarius graeffei (lesser salmon catfish), 1669 nucleotides long. RefSeq names its product zinc finger protein 365 (gene znf365). NCBI's taxonomy places the organism in Eukaryota, Metazoa, Chordata, Actinopteri, Siluriformes, Ariidae. Gene Ontology annotation, biological process: telomere maintenance; regulation of DNA strand resection involved in replication fork processing; regulation of neuron projection development. The record is from RefSeq and is a predicted model, not a curated record. The transcript has 5 exons. Gene Ontology annotation, cellular component: centriolar satellite. Bases 225 to 1277 code for a protein of 350 amino acids.